UCUUACCUGCGCUCCAGCCUCCGCCUCCUCUUCCCACAAUGCACCGCGCCGCCCCCCCCUCCCCGGAGCAGGGAGCGCAGGGCGAGCGCUUUCCCGGAUCGGCCAUUUUUGCAGGAGUCUGCAGCCGGUCGUGGCUAUAGACUGCUCUCUGCGGCCAGAUCGGAUGAAACUCGUCACUUCUGUCUGCACCCUAGAUGAAGACAAAGAGAUUGAGAGAGACAGAGAGACAACUGAGAGAGGCAGCCAGGAGCCCGGACACUGCCAACCGGCCCCACUUCUGAGGGGUGAGAGAGCAGGAGCGCAGGCCCAGGCUCAUGUGAGGCAGACUAGAUGGCUGCCAAGCUGGAGCCGGCACCAGCUGUAGUUCUUCCCUUCCCAGCACUGAUGCAUCCUCCGGCAUCAAUGGGGGAGCAGGAUCCAUCGGGCCCCAAGGCCAAGGUGGGAGCUGAGACGACAGGGAAAGCCCCUCCUGUUAUCCAGGCUGGAACAGGCCUCCCGACAUGGGAGGCAUCACAAGAGGUCAAGGAGGAACCGCCAGAGGAGCCUGUCCAGCGCUGGCAGGUCACAGUGCACAAGCAUCUCCAAGACGUGGCCUUGGACAUGGAGGGACCUGGGGCAUUGAGAGAACCUCUUGGCUCCCAGGAGAAGGGCGGAUGGAGCGAAACCCCAGGGCCCCAGGAGGAGCUGACUUGUGUCCCCAAAGAGGAGCCCCCAUCCCACCAGGAGCCAGGCGUCUGUCCUGCUGCAGAUUCCCCCGACACAGAGGAAACCUGGGACUCAUCAGCAGAUGAAACUUCCUUGAGCUGCUUCCCCAAACGAGGCCGUCCGAGAGGGGCAGCAGGUGGAUGGACCCUGAGUACAGCUGAAGAGCAGCCUCCUGAGGAAGGGCCUGGAAACCUGCAGCUUCUGAGGCCAUCCCUGGGAAGAUCUGGGGAGAGGGGACUCCCAACAUCUGUCCUGGGCCAAGUUCAUGAGAAGCAGAGCUGGUGCCCACAGCAGAGAGAGAACGUCGCUGUGAGCAAGCCAGAUCCUCAUCUGUCCGGUGUUGUAGAGAACCCACGAGCUACAUUACAGACCAUGGAUGGCCCAGCUCCCUCAUCCUCCAGCAGCCAAACCCGUGGUCACAACUGGGAGUAUGGGGAAGUGAGGGAUCUCAUCGCCAUCUGGGGUGACAAAAAGAUCCAACACCAGCUACAGAAAAGGCACCGCAACAGGGACAUCUUUACGUGCAUUGCCCAGCAGAUGCAGGCCCGUGGCCACAACAGGGACUGGAUGCAAUGUCGUGCAAAGACGAAGGUGAUGAAGAGCAAGUUUAGCAAAGCACACGAUGCCAGCCAGCAUUCCGGGGCCCGAAGGCCCACCAUGCCCUUUUAUGAUGAGCUUUCCCGCAUCCUUGCCAAAGACAGGGCUGUUGAAAUCCCACAUGCUUAUGGUACCACAGCGGGGCAGGAGGAUUUGGAGCCAGGGACCCCUCCAGAUGAGGAGGAGUUGGUGACACGCCCUGUGAUAGCAAGAGAAACAGAUGGCCAAGAAGGAGUUCUCAGGGGCUCUAGUGGAAGAACACAGCUGCUGGUGCCAGCCCCCAAAGAGACAAGCACACUGCUGCUGGUCCCCACUUCGUCUCAGAGUAUGGGAGCAGAGGUCCAGCUGAAGCUGGAAAUCUGCUCUCAGGACAUUUUCUUGCCCUUGAGUAAGACCACGGAGCGUACCACGCAGGAAGGGGAAGCGAGCUCUGAUGACACGGACAUCAAGAUGCAGGACCUGGAUUCCCCAGAGGUGCCCUCCACCUCACAGGAGCCAACACCAAACCUGACUUCAACCCAACAGACCGUGGCCAAGCACACAGCCCCCAGUACAGUGUUCCUUACACAGGGGCCACGGCCUGAGCAACCCACCACCAGCCUUCCUCACCCUUGUCCUGAUGACUCGGGCCCAGAGGAAGGACACCCAUCAGCCCUGGAGGGCACAACUAGCCACAGCUCCACACAGCCAGGAGGACCCGGGGUGCAGGAUGCCGGGUCUGUGCAUGGGAGGCCAGCUCAGGAGGAAGUGGAUGGUACCUCAAGGCCAGCCGGGCUAACAUCUGCUGAACGCAUGAGAGAUGUCAGGAGACGUCGUCAGGGCUGUAAACUAGAAAUGCUACAGUCACUGGUCUCGCUCUGUGACCGCCGUGCACGCACCGCAGAUUCCUGGCGUCAGGAGCUGCGGGCUCAGCAUGAAGAAAGGAAGGGGGAAAUGGACAGGCUGGUCCAGGCGCAGGAGCGGGCCGCAGCGGCGCAGGAGCGGGCCGCAGCGGCGCAGGAGCGGGGGCUCCAGAUAGCCAAACACAGUUUGGAUGAGGCAAACCGUGCCACAGCAGAGCUCAUAGAGUUGCUGCGCCAGGAGAGGGAAUUGAGCCACAUGAUCCUGAACCGAUUGGCAGCUACAUAUGCCCCCCCUGAGGGGUGCCAGCCCUCCAUUCUGGAGGGAGCAGAUAGCCCUCCCAUUCAGGAGUGGUUGGGUUGCCAGGUGCCCAGUCCUUCACAACAUACUGACCCACAACUUAGGGACUCUUCCCUGGGGCAACAGCCAGGGCCGAUGGGGACAAUGACACCAUUCAUGGCUCCACCCUCUUCCCCUGACUCUGGGCGUUUGGCCCGAAGGCGCAGGCCCCCAAAGCGUUUUCAGCCUAGCCCUGAAGAGCCCCAAGAGCACUUCAAAGCCGGGGGGCAGGCCAGUCCACCCGAUGGCCCAGCCACUGGCACUCGAAAAGGGAGACUGGGCCGUGGGGACUUGGGCUGAGGGAGAGCCAGGAGGACAGGGUGUUAUGUCCCCAGUGAGAGGCCCUGUAUUUCAUGACUCAAGGGCCAUGGUUUUCUCUUCCCUCAGUUCUGACCCUCUACUAGAGACCCUCUACCAGAGACCCCCACCCAUCUCCAACUAUCCCCCAUCCCUGUCCUAACCUGUCAUGCCAUGGUCAUUCUCUCCCCACUGCAUCCCACCCCCCACCCCCCUUCAAAGAUUCCCCAGUUAGUGUGAAUCGGGAAGAGGGGGGGCAAGUGUUCUGCAGGUUUUCUUACUAAUUUUGCAAAUACAGCAGUAUAAAACAAGGUUUGUGUCUUCAUCACACUGCAUUCAUAUGAAGCCUGUGGCUCAGGGGCUGGAGAAGCAUGGCCCCUUGCCAAGGUAUUGGCCCAUGGAGCACACUGCCCCUACUCGGCCACCCAGUCCACAAGAGUGCUGAGAUGGCUAGGGCUUUGUGGGUAUGGCCAGCCUGCCAUUGUGUGGUGCCAGGGCCCCCUGACAGUGGUGGAGAGCUCGCCCUCAGCAUGUGCUCAUGCUGACAUACCUGGUCCGCAUGCCAUGCCUCCUCUGCCCAGGAUUCCAGGAAUACCUCCCCUCUGGUCUCACAGGUGUGGAGGACGCGCACAGCAACAAUGAGUCACGGCAGGUUCUCCUUGUCCAUCUUGAGACUUGCACUGAGCCUGCCAAUGCACCUGGAGGCAGCCAAAGGCACACUCAAUUGCUAUAGUAGUAGUUGAAGUACUUCUGGUGGUCCAGCUGCCCCACUCCAUAGGGCUUCAUCAGCCAGGGCAGGAAGGGGUAACCCUGGAUCAUGGAUUUGGGGGUGGGGGGGGUGGGGAGGGGAUGACAAUGACAAUUGGGAAGCAGGGGUGUAGCACUUGCUCUCCAUCAGGAUGGGGAGUGGAGAAUUCAGAAGAUGUGUAUUGUAGGCACUGCCUGCCCAGCCAGCAAAGAUGUGGGUGAAGUGGCCCUGAUGGUCGAUGACGCCCUGUAGGAUAACCAAGAUUUAGCCACCCUGGGAUGGACAGAUGAUUGGGACGUGGGUGCUGUCCACCCACACUUGGGAAGCCAGCAACCACCUCCUGUGGGUUGAUGAGGCAGAUGAAGCGCUUUGUCAGGACAUCUUGGAUGACCAGGAAAACCUGGACAGCCUCUCCAGCCCUGGACCUGGCCACACUGAAGUGGCUGGCAAUGUAGUGGAGACUGCCGGGGGUGGCCAGCUUUAAGACAGCAAUGGCCAUCCACUUCUCUGGACUGUGUUGGCUGUAUGAUGAUAUCCUGGUGUGUAAUGUGAGGUGCUGCCUGGGUAAUGAUGUCCAUGAAGGUGUCCCAGCACAUACAAAAGGUCUGAAGCUACAGUUUAUCAUCCUAGGUGCCAAAGACAAUCCACUUCCACCAGCCAAUGCUAGUGAAGUGGGUCCAGAUCCUAUGCUUGACAGUUUGAAGGCAGUUCUGGAGCGCACUGGUAUUCAUGGCAUCCAGAUAACUUCAUCAGUCAGUAGGUAGCCAGAGGCACAGCUGAGGAUGCUUGGGAGGUGGGGAUGGGGGCAUACACAGAGGCAGGACUGAUGGCUUCAUGCUUGUUGGUAUGAGGGUGCAUGCCACAGCCACCCACUGCUGCAUCAGGUUCAGCUGGGUGGGCAUGAUGUCCUGCAUCCUCCAGUGAGAGGCACACAGGGCAAUCAGCAAGACCUGCCACAGCACCUGGGGCUCCCUGCUUGGGCACGGGAAGCCAGACAUGGUAUGGUGCGGGAUGAUCAGGACACAGCGAGCGGACUAUGAAGAAAUGGGGGCUUGUGCACAUGCUGGCCCUGGCUGUUAUGAUCCAUGCUAGGGAGAAGGUCAUUCCAGGAAAAGAGACUUCCCCUCUGGAGCAUGACCCUGCAGGGAGAUUGGCUCUGUGCCUGCUGGCACCACCGGGUGGGUGCUCACCCCUGGAAAGAGCCCCUCACCACAUGGGGGAAAUCUCCAGGCAGGGGUGGCUGCUGUCUCCAGGCAGGGGUGGCUGCUGUCUCCAGGUGGGGGAGCAACCCACCAGGCACAGGGGGCAAGCAGCCAGGAAAAAUGUGAUCCAUGGUGGAGGGGGUACCCCCACUGAGACUGCUGUCAAAACAGUCAUGCCGGGAGCUUAGGCAGAGGAAGGAUCCAAGCCCUGUUCAGGCCUGCGGGGCUCCCCCUUCUUCAGCUUCCAUUGCGAACAGGUUGAGAGGGGUACUUUCCCCCAACCUCUCCCCUCUGCCCCCUGCACAGGGAGGAGGCAGGGAGGAGAUGCUGCCUCCUGCCUGCGACUGACCAAGGGUCAGAGUCAGGCUGGUGCUCGCGUGGGGAGGCACCAGCUCAGCCCCACAAAGGCACGUGGGAUGCGGGCGGACUCACCUGCACGUUACCCUCACAGGGAAUCUGAACAGAUGUUCCCUAAGGUGCUCUGCUCUUGAGUGUCCUCAGAUAAUAGAGCUCUGAUGAGGGUUUGUAUUUCGCAUGAUCCACCAUUUUAAAAUGCUCUGUAGCUUUCAGUGUGUGUUAUGUCACGUCUCUAUAGCACUUCCAGGGUCCCUAGCACGUAAAAAUUGUAACUUGUUGAAGUUGGUUGGGUUGAAAGACCAUUUGUUCCGGAGGUGAUUCAAAAUUCACUUUUUUUCCUGGGCAACUGUUGGCCAGUGCCAACCUAUUUCUUUUUUUUCCCCGCCUUUUAUUUUUUUGUGUUGAAGAAAUCUCCCCCAUUCUUCUUCUGUCUGUGUCUGUAAAUCCAAAGGACUGUGUCAUACACCCUCCCCUCUUUUUGAAACCUGUCCAUUCAUAUCCAUUCCUGUGCAGAUCAUCCUCCUGGAUGGAAAGGCGUCUACAGCUGUUGUGAAGUCAGCUUUUUCUGUACAUGGCUUAUCUAAAUUACUUGCUUUCAUAUAUAAGGUCUUCUUCGCAUAACGAGUUUCAUCAGCUAUUAAUUCUUUUCAUUUCCAGGAUUCUUCUCCCUGCAAAACUUUGAGAAUAAACUCAUUUCCAUUUC
This is a messenger RNA of Alligator mississippiensis (American alligator), 5788 nucleotides long. Its product is annotated as zinc finger and SCAN domain-containing protein 29. The transcript has 8 exons. The record is from RefSeq and is a predicted model, not a curated record. Lineage: Eukaryota; Metazoa; Chordata; Crocodylia; Alligatoridae. The coding region runs from base 331 to 2781 and encodes 816 amino acids.